GCCGCUGAGGCAAAGGAGAGAACGAUUUCUGGGGCACCGCUCUCUCGGGGAUCACGAGAGACAAACGCAGCGCGGGAAGAACUGGACCGGAGGCAUCCCUGGGAUCAUUCGCGGAACCGCAGGUUUGAUCAAAAGGUAGAGAAGAGGAGGAGGAGAAGGAGGAGGAGGAGGACCCCAGGCCGACACGAUGCGGCCCAGGGCCGCGGCGACGUCAAGAAUCAUCGGCGACGCGAGCCGCGGCAUCUCGCGGCCGGUCCCGCUCGUCCUGCGAAUCACCUGCGUCCUUGCCCUACUGGUGCUUGUCGCCACGUGGAUACCAAUCGCCGAGGCUGUGAUUUGCAGAGACUCGUACAAAUGCAAUUGUACCGGAAUAAAAGGGCAGCCAGGAUAUCCUGGGAUACCUGGGCCACAAGGACCAGAAGGACUCCCAGGUGACACUGGACCCGAUGGCCCCUUUGGACCCAAAGGCGAGAAAGGAGCAGGAGGAGAGCCUGGAGCUACCGGAGAAAAGGGCUACCGAGGCGACGAUGGUAUACAAGGAUUUGGGGGAGCCCCGGGACUUUCCGGUAAUCCUGGUUUACUUGGUGUGAUGGGUCCAGACGGAUUGGACGGAUGCAACGGAACUGACGGUCGUACCGGUGCACCGGGACUGCCCGGAACUUUCGGGCCCCGUGGGGUAAUGGGACCCUCUGGCGAUUAUGGUUUGCCGGGAGAACCUGGUGAGGGAGGUAUCAAUUCAGAAGGCUCCAAAGGAAUUCGCGGGAAUCCCGGUAUCGAUGGACCGGAGGGUUAUCCAGGACAGCCGGGUCUCACCGGCGAGAUGGGCCAUCCAGGAGACACGGGCGACUUUGGUCUACCAGGUGCUCCAGGCUUGCCAGGCAUGCAAGGUGAACGCGGUGACACUGUCUAUGGUGUAAAAGGUCCACGUGGCGAACAGGGAGACAGAGGAGAGCCUGGACCACCGGCUACGGACGAACACAGGAAGAAUGAAAAUUCGACGCCCGUAAAGGGUUUUCCGGGACCAAAAGGCAUGAGAGGCUUCCGAGGCGACCGAGGUCGCAAAGGAGAGAUGGGCGCCAAAGGACCACAGGGUCGACCAGGUUAUGUAGGUAUCAAAGGUAUGAAAGGAGAACAAGGUGAAGAUGGACCAAGAGGUAAGCAGGGAGCCGAGGGCCCACCAGGUCCAGCUGGUGAAAAGGGAGAAAAGGGAGCUCCAGGAUUCGCUGGAAUGCCUGGUCCGGACGGACAAGAUGGAGAACUUGGAGAGGAAGGAAAUCGUGGCCCACCCGGCAGACAAGGGGCUGAAGGAGAACCUGGACUGUAUAUCCCAGAACUUGAUGAAAUAAUCGCCGGAAAUAUUGGAAUUCAAGGAGAUCUUGGACCUCCUGGUGAACCUGGUCAAACAGGAACACCGGGUCUGCCAGGAAAGGUCGGCUUUAUAGGACCGCCAGGACCACCAGGACCUCCAGGUAUCCCUGGUUUAGCGGGAGCAAAAGGUUCAUCCAUAAAAGGAGAGCAAGGAGACGAUGGCUUAUCAGGCACUAUGGGACCUCAAGGACCUCCCGGAUUGCCUGGCUUACCCGGAAUUAUGGGAGCCAAAGGAUUUCCGGGAGUAACGAUAAUUGGACCACCGGGACUGGAUGGCAAUCCAGGCCUUCCAGGAUUGUCAGGUCCACCCGGUGAUCGUGGUGACCCUGGUCCUCCAGGAGAGAAAGGUUUUCCUGGGAAAGGUAUAAGAAUUCGUGGACCAACUGGAGAACGCGGUCUACCGGGAACACCAGGUAUUCCUGGUCCCGAUGGUUGGCCUGGUUCUCCUGGCUUUAAAGGUAUCAAAGGUUUUCGAGGAGACGAUUGCGGCAUAUGUGCUCCAGGUCUACCCGGUGAGAAAGGAGAACGUGGUGAACCUGGCUUGGAUGGAUAUCCCGGAGCUUCCGGUUUCCCUGGACUACCUGGUCCACGAGGAUACAAAGGAAUACAAGGGAAACGAGGCCCACAAGGACCGGCGGGACUUGAAGGUGACAGUGGAAGACCCGGUAUUGCGGGAGUUCAGGGACCUAAAGGACAACCGGGAAGGAUAUUCUUCCCUCAAAAUAAAACGAAGGGGAGUCCGCCAGGCGACUUCGGCGAGAAGGGCUUACCUGGUCCCGAAGGUCUUAGAGGUCCACGGGGACGUCCGGGGCCCAUUGGAAGCCCGGGUAUACCAGGACCGAAAGGAGACAAAGGUGAUCAUGGUCUUCCUGGGUUACCGGGAAGAGAUGGUUUGCCAGGAUGGGACGGCAUUCCUGGUGAAAAAGGUGAAAAUGCGUCGAUAUCAAGACUUGAAUUUUUGCGUGGAGAUUCAGGAUAUCCGGGAGUGAAGGGAAUCAAAGGAAUACAAGGAGAGAGCGGUAAAAAGGGAGAACCUGGUAAUACCGCGGAGUAUUAUGUAAAAGCUACGGGUGAUAAAGGCUACAAAGGAAUCAGAGGAGCUCCUGGCGAACCUGGCUUUAAAGGUUUCCAAGGACAUCCUGGCGACGAAGGUCUACCAGGAUUGCCUGGUGAACGAGGUUCUCCAGGAAUUUCACUUCAAGGUCCUAUUGGCUUAAAAGGAUACCCUGGAAUGCCGGGAGAUCAAGGUUUUCGGGGUACACCAGGUUCACCUGGAUCACAGGGACCAGUGGGUUUCCCGGGUCGCAUUGGUAACAAAGGUGAACGAGGAGAUCCGGGUACAAAUUUAACAUACGGUGAAAUUGGAGAACGCGGAUGGUAUGGUCCAAAAGGUGACACCGGCGAUUUUGGUCCACAAGGAUUGCCUGGUCGACCAGGACAGGAUGGUCCAAAGGGUAUCAAAGGCGCUAAGGGAGCGCCUGGUUUCGAAGGAUUACCUGGACUUCAAGGAGCCAAAGGUCAACGUGGAGAUAGUAUUCAAGGUGAUCGUGGAUUUCCAGGAAUAUCUGGCCAGCCUGGAAUGCCCGGAAGAAUCGGAGAUGUCGGUCUCCGUGGUCCUGAUGGUCCUUCUGGUUUCGAUGGGAUGAAAGGCUUGAAAGGGGAAAUUGGCUUUAUUGGACGACGUGGUGACGAUGGUGAUGUGGGCCCUCAAGGGUACGAAGGGUUACACGGAAUGCAAGGUCAACCAGGUGCUCCAGGAGAGAAGGGAGAUGUUGGCGAUGUCGGCGAGCCAGGACCACUUGGUUGGUCCGGUUUCGAUGGUAUAGACGGAGCACCUGGUGUUAAAGGAGAAAGAGGAGACAUUGGAGUUCCUGGUUUACCAGGAGUGAGGGGACCACCUGGACUCAAGGGUAUCAUCGGUGAUAUUGGUCUCGAAGGAUUAUCAGGAAUCCGUGGUGAAAAUUCCUUCAGUGGUCCUCAAGGUGAUCAAGGUGAACCUGGUUUUAUGGGGGAACCUGGACCGCCCGGUCUAGCUGGAUUCGAUGGACGACCAGGAUUACCGGGAGAACCAGGAUUCGGCCCUGAUGGUUUCAAUGGUUUACCAGGAGAAAAAGGCGAACCUGGAUUUGAUGGCUAUGAUGGUAUCAUAGGACCAAAGGGAGAAAUUGGUGAUAUGGGUCCUGAUGGAGUAAAAGGUGAACGAGGCGAGCCAGGUUUCCCAGGAAGACCAGGUGGACCUGGAAUACCCGGUAGACAUGGUACAAAAGGUGAAAGAGGCCCAAUUGGGCCACCUGGGUUUGAUGGUUUGAAAGGAAAACCAGGUGUCGAUGGUGAUCCAGGUAUAAUGGGCAGACCAGGAAUGCCGGGUGAGCCGGGUGUGAGGGGAAUCCCAGGUAUUAUGGGUGCCCCUGGAUCAAAAGGUUACGUAGGUGAACCUGGUUUACCAUCUUACGCAUUUGCGAGUAAAGGUGAUUACGGUAAUCGUGGCCAUGAUGGUUUCGUUGGUGCGAAAGGGCAGAUAGGUGAACCAGGAUAUCAUGGCAUACCCGGCCGUAAGGGUCAAAUUGGAGAUAGAGGCUAUCCAGGUCCUACCGGUUUCCCAGGAUUACCCGGUUUCCCUGGUUUACCGGGUGAUGAAGGACCUCGUGGAGCUCCAGGAUUGCCUGGUGAAUUCGCUGAACCCGGUGAACCGGGUCGCGCUGGUCUCGAUGGUAUGCCUGGUAUUCCAGGACGUGCAGGACAAAAAGGAGCUCCUGGUGAAUAUGGCCCAGAUGGACCUAAAGGAAUUUCUGGUGAUAUAGGUCAUAGUCUUCGCGGUCCUAAAGGAAUGAUCGGAGAACCAGGUCCCCGAGGAUUUGUCGGUAUACCGGGUAUGCCAGGAUUAGAAGGAUUGCAAGGUUUUCCUGGGGCACCAGGACUGAAAGGUUUCCGUGGAGAUCAGGGAUUACCUGCUGAAAGCACUAGAGGACAAUCUGGCGAUUCUGGAUGGCCUGGAUUGGAUGGUCUAGUCGGACCGAAGGGAAUGAAAGGUGAUUCUGGUUUACCUGGUUUUGAUGGAUUACCAGGUCUGAAAGGAGAACCGGGAGAAACUGGUGAACCUGGUCUACGUGGAUUGCCUGGUCCUGAAGGACCACAGGGACCAAAAGGAGAACCCGGCAUAAAUCCUUUCCCACCGUUCCCAAGACGAGGUCUUCCUGGUGAUGUAGGAAUGGUCGGAUUACCAGGUUUUGCUGGACCACAGGGAAUAAUGGGUGAGCCUGGUAAGGAUGGCCUACCGGGACGACAGGGUGAAAGAGGAAUGAUUGGAUUUACUGGACCACAAGGAUCAGAUGGUAAAGAUGGGCCUCCCGGAUAUCAAGGACCUCCCGGAGCAACCGGCCGACAAGGACAACCAGGUUUCCCCGGCCCACCUGGAUUACCUGCGCCAAAUGGAAUUGGUCCAAGAGACCGAGGAUUCUACUUUGCUCGUCAUUCACAGUCCGAGAUGAUACCAAUUUGUCCAAGGAAUACUGUAAAGAUCUGGGAAGGAUUUUCUCUAUUGCAUACGAUGGGUAAUGGACGAGCUUAUGCGCAGGAUCUUGGCGCUGCUGGCAGUUGCAUCAAGAAGUUCUCCACUAUGCCCUUCCUAUUCUGUAACCUGAACAAUGUAUGCGAUUACGCCAAUCGUAACGAUUACAGUUAUUGGCUUAGUACAACCGAACCUAUGCCGAUGAUGAUGACACCAAUACCAGCUCCGGAAGUUGGUAGAUACAUAUCGAGAUGCUCUGUAUGCGAGACGCCGACCAGGGUUAUAGCUAUUCACAGUCAAUCUAUGACGAUACCUGAAUGUCCGGGUGGUUGGGAGGAAAUUUGGAUUGGCUACAGUUUCCUCAUGCACAGAGAUGCAGGUGCAGAUGGCGGCGGCCAGUCCUUAGUUUCACCUGGAUCCUGCUUGGAGGAAUUCCGCGUCAGGCCAUUUAUCGAAUGUCGCGGUCUUGGCACGUGCAAUUACUUUGCCACAGCCACGUCGUAUUGGCUGGCAACUAUUCGCGACGACGAGAUGUUCCGCAGACCGCUGCAGCAGACUCUUAAAGCUGAUCACACGUCCCGUGUGAGCCGUUGUGCCGUAUGUCUUCGCCGAAGGACCACUGAAAUUCUGAAACCCUUCACAUCGAACAAUGAGCGAACUCCUAAUAAUUGGGGUAUUGCUCCACCGGCAUCACCACCUCGCUAUGAUCCUUCUAGGACACAAGCUAGCCGAGGAAGAUAUUCCAGCCAGAGACGUAUACCCUAUCAUUAUCGCAGGAGAGGUCAUAUUCGUGGAAAGCAGCGAUCGACAGAGUCUCCCAACAAUCUGUAGGGGCAACGCACAUUGCGCGUAUAUCCAGAAUAAGCGGCGUCAGUGACGUGUUAGGGUGUAGCAAGUCUAUGUAUAUAAAAAAGCAACAAAAACUAUGUUUUUUCUAUUAGUUAAGUUAUAUCGGUCGGGUGCUUUAGUCUAUAGAUCUUACACUGGAUAGAAAUGAAUAACGCAGAUAAUUCAGAAAUAGCAUGAUAAAAGAAGCUUUGGGAUAGCGUGGAUAAUACACAGGUCUGGAAAGUGUUAUAAAAAGAGACGUUCUUUAAAUAUCUUCCGUCCUCUAUCGUAUGUUUUGAGGAAAAGAAAUCAUGUGAAUAAAAGUCUUCUUUUUAAGUCGCGGACUAUUGAAGUAUUAGAUAUGAAAUGCAAUUGAGUAUAGUACUUUGAUAAAUCUCUUUAUCGGUAUAUUUUUCCCGGAAAUAAUAACAAAAUCAGAGCUUGUCAAAGUGACUGCUAUUGAAUCAAGACCUGGGUUGCUGCUUAUCUAAAAGUCCUCAGCUCGAACCCUUCUAUCGCUCUUGGAAAUCUAUUAUUCGUUGUUAUUCGUUCCCACCCUGUGAAAAGAGGUCUGUGCCCUGUUCCGGCCAUCUCGUCUCUUCCUGCGUGCCCGAUAAAAAGCGCCGCCGGCUGCGAUAAAGCCAUAUAACUGCCUUAUGCCAAAUAGAAAAAGAACCUGUCGCAUCCGGCCAUCGCAAACUGCCAAUAACAUCGCGCUCGCCGAUGCGAUUUACGAGAUCACACUAUGAUAAUUAAAUUAACGUUAUGUAUAUUAUAUUGCUGUCGUAACUAUUAUCUAUGUAUCUCGCAUUGAAUAAAGUACCUUUUGUAUAAGCUAA
Molecule: messenger RNA, 6543 nt
Organism: Pogonomyrmex barbatus (red harvester ant)
Lineage: Eukaryota; Metazoa; Arthropoda; Insecta; Hymenoptera; Formicidae
Cellular component (GO): extracellular matrix; collagen trimer
Molecular function (GO): extracellular matrix structural constituent
Source: RefSeq, a predicted model, not a curated record